CGGGAAAUAAUCUGAGAAAAAUAUCAUGAAUGAGGUUGAUAGUUUUUAAUGAUCAUUGAUCGAAAAUGUUUUUAUUAUGACUUUCUCUUGGCUUAAAUCUUCAAAAACGUAACGGUUGUGCAGCCAUUGACCUAGAUAUUCAUUCUAUACUACCCGAUUUCGUCUUUGAAUCGAGAUUCGGCCGUUUGGGAAGGUUUUUCAUGAUCAAGAGUGCCAACUGUAUUUGAAUUGAUAUUUUGAAUUGUAAACAUUCGGUAACUAAGAUUUAUUAGACAAUAUUUACUAUUAUAUUAUUGAAAGAUAUAAUAAAUAUACACUCAAGUCAUGGUGGAUUCCUGUUGCAGCGAUUUAGACCGACAAAUAGAAAAGCUUCGAAAAUGUGAACUCAUCACUGAAAAUGAGGUGAAGCAAUUAUGUGGAAAAGCAAGGGAAAUUCUUGUGGAGGAAAGUAAUGUUCAGAGAGUAGACUCUCCAGUGACUGUUUGCGGUGACAUUCAUGGACAGUUUUAUGACCUGAAGGAACUGUUCAAGGUUGGAGGAGAUGUGCCUGAAACAAACUAUUUAUUCAUGGGAGAUUUUGUAGACCGAGGUUUCUACAGCGUUGAGACAUUUCUACUUCUUUUAGCACUGAAGGUGCGUUAUCCUGAUAGAAUUACUCUCAUUAGAGGAAAUCACGAAAGCAGACAAAUUACUCAGGUUUACGGCUUUUAUGAUGAGUGUUUGAAGAAAUAUGGUUCCGUUUCUGUCUGGAGAUAUUGCACAGAGAUAUUCGACUAUCUUAGUUUGUCUGCAAUUAUCGACAACAAAAUCUUUUGUGUUCACGGGGGCUUAUCACCUUCAAUAACAACACUAGAUCAGAUCCGUUCAAUUGAUCGCAAACAAGAAGUACCUCAUGAUGGUCCAAUGUGUGAUCUUUUGUGGUCAGAUCCUGAAGAUACCCAAGGCUGGGGGGUCAGUCCUCGAGGUGCUGGUUAUCUCUUUGGCAGUGACGUUGUAUCCCAGUUCAACUCAACGAAUAACAUUGACAUUAUUUGCCGGGCUCAUCAGCUGGUCAUGGAGGGUUAUAAAUGGCAUUUCAACGAAACUGUGCUCACGGUCUGGUCUGCGCCUAACUAUUGUUAUAGGUGUGGAAAUGUUGCUGCUAUUUUGCAACUGGAUGAAAACCUUCAACGUGAAUUCACGAUAUUUGAAGCGGCGCCUCAGGAUGUAAGAGGAAUUCCCACAAAGAGACCAGUUAUCGAUUACUUCCUGUGACCGCAGCGAUAUUGGUUUGUGGUGAACGGCAGUUGAAAACUUUGUGUGGUCAGUAGGAGCAUUGAAGAACUCGGGCGAAAAGCAUUCGCUUACAACCAAGACGUCUUUCCACACGAUUAUUUUUACCAAAACAAAUGUUUUUAAACAUAAAUAUGCCAAAAAGUAAAGGGCUUUGGCAUCAGGAUACAAGCAAAAACUGAAAUUCUUAAUAGUUAAAAGCUUUUACUAUAGCGCUGUUGUAAUUAUAUAUGAUAAAUAAACUUCAUUGGUAAUUGAA
Molecule: messenger RNA, 1531 nt
Organism: Dendronephthya gigantea
Lineage: Eukaryota; Metazoa; Cnidaria; Anthozoa; Malacalcyonacea; Nephtheidae
Product: serine/threonine-protein phosphatase 4 catalytic subunit
Exons: 13
Coding region: 325-1254 (309 amino acids)
Biological process (GO): peptidyl-serine dephosphorylation; double-strand break repair via homologous recombination
Cellular component (GO): cytoplasm; nucleus
Molecular function (GO): protein serine/threonine phosphatase activity
Source: RefSeq, a predicted model, not a curated record